AUGGCAACUGAAAGUCCUGUGAGCAUUGUGGAGAGCAGUGGAGCUGGAAAGUGGGUCUCUUCUAAGGAUGCUGUGACAUUUCGAUCACCACUAAGUAAUAUGGCUGCAGAUGAGUUGGGAUUGCUUCUCAAGGGGAAUAAAAUUCAUAAAAAUCAGAGAAACCUAGGUCCCGAUCGAAGUGGUAGUGCACCUCCAAGUAUAGAAGGCUCUUUUGCAGCUUUUGGGAACCUUAUGGCUCAACAUAGUUUAAAUCUGAAUUCUAGUGUCUCGAGUUUAAGAAGUGUUAUUGAAAAUUGUCAGUCUGAGGAACAACUACGUGCUGACCCAUCAUACUUUGCAUACUAUUCCUCUAAUGUCAACUUGAACCCAAGGCUGCCUCCACCUAUUAUCUCUAGGGAGAAUCGGCACCUAGGACGUCAUGUCGGUAGUGUUGUUGGCAAUAGCUGGAGAUUAAACAACUCUUUUGAUGACAGUGACAAUGAAUUCUUGAACUUCUCUAGAGCUUCCCUUUCUACACAUGAUGAGGAGCCUGAGGAAGAUAGGUCACCCCAACAAGCUUCAGAGGACUGGGCAGACAGGAGUUGUGCAUUCCUGCAUGGGCAGAAUGCAUCAUCCUUAUCAGGUCAUCACAAAAGUUUGGUUGAUCUAAUCCAGGAGGACUUCCCUCGCACUCCCUCUCCUGUGUAUAAUCAAUCUCAUGCCUCAAGCCAUGCUACGGCAGAGGAACCAGUUGAUUGUAAUGUUGAAGCCAUUUCAUUGGAUAAUCUUUCUAUCAGUAUCUCAAAUCUACCUGAAUCAAAAUCUGGUUCUGUUGCCGUUUUCAUGGAGACUGCAAAUGCUCGUGGGUUAGCAGCUGAUAAUGAUCCGCCAUUUGCCUCUCUUUCUAAAAAAUCAAAUCCUGAUACAGUGAGGAGUUCAACUGCUCCUCACCAGGUCGAAGUAUCAAAUAAAUAUGCUGGUUUAGGGGAUGAUGUCUCAGUGAGUGGAUCCACCAGGAAAAAACAGGAGCAAGAGUUUUUAGAGAAGAAUUUGCAAGUGGCCCAGAAUCCUUAUUCACAGCAAAGCACUGCUCAUCAAGUUCACAGAUUUCAGGCUGAAGUGGUUGCUCAAGGAGUAAAUCAGACACACAAUGGCUUGGAUAAAGUUCCCCAUGGUCAGCCUAAGUUCUCCUCGGUUGAGGUACAAUCACUACUGCAACCUCCUGGACUCGUCCCUCCUUUAUAUGCAACAGCAGCAGCCUAUAUGACACCGGGAAAUCCAUUUUACCCUACGCCAAAUCAAUCUGGCUUGUAUUCUCCUCAAUAUAAUGUGGGCGGAUAUGCUUUGAGUUCCACAUUUUUUCCCCCAUUUGUUGCUGGAUAUCCAUCUCAUACUGCUAUACCUCUGCAUUUUGAUGCCACAUCUGGACAAAGCUUUAAUGGCCGAACUGCUGGAGUGUCAACAGGGGAAAGCAUUCCACACACAGCUGAUUUUCCACAGCUAAACAAGUUCUAUGGGCAGCAUGGAUUAGUGGUGCAACCUUCUUUUCUGGAUCCUCUUCACAUGCAAUACUUUCACCAUCCUCUUGAGGAUGCAUAUAGUGCUCCAGGGCAGUAUGGUCGUUUGGCAUCAACGGGUGUGAUUGGGGACCAGACUAAUUCUUUUGUUUCACAAAAAGAAUCAACUGUUGCUGCUUAUAUGGGCAAUCAGACAUUUCAUCCUCCACCCAAUGGAAGUCAGAGCAUUCCAAGUCCUAGGAAAGGAGGGAUUAGUAAUUAUUACGGAAACCACCCAGGGGUGGGCAUCAUGACACGCUUUCCAGCUUCACCUCUUGGUAGCCCAGUACUGCCAGGAUCUCCUGUGGGAGGGUCCAAUCAUUCAGGAAGGAGAAAUGAAAUGAGAUUUCCUCAUGGAGUAUAUUCUGAAUGGCCAGGACCAAGAGGCUCUGAUAGCUAUAAUGACCCUAAGAAGCAUUCCUUUCUGGAAGAACUUAAAUCCAGCAAUGCUCGAAAGAUCGACUUAUCUGACAUUGCAGGGCGGAUUGUCGAAUUCAGCAUUGAUCAACAUGGGAGCCGGUUUAUUCAGCAGAAGUUGGAAAACUGUAGUGUUGAAGACAAGGCCUCAGUUUUCAAAGAAGUUCUACCACAUGCUUCAAAAUUAAUGACAGAUGUUUUUGGGAAUUAUGUUAUACAAAAGUUUUUUGAACAUGGGAGUCAUGUGCAAAGGAAGGAACUUGCAAAUCAACUCUCAGGACAGAUGUUACCUUUAAGUUUACAAAUGUAUGGCUGUCGUGUGAUUCAGAAGGCCCUUGAGGUCAUAGAUGUUGACCAGAAAACCAUACUCGUGCAUGAGCUCGAUGGCCAUAUCAUGAGAUGUGUACGAGAUCAAAACGGAAAUCAUGUAAUUCAGAAAUGUAUCGAAUGUGUACCUACAGAUAAAAUUGGAUUUAUUAUUUCUGCUUUUCGAGGCCAAGUUGCUACACUUUCUACUCAUCCCUAUGGCUGCCGUGUUAUUCAGAGAGUCCUAGAACAUUGUUCAGAUGAAUCACAAACUCAAUGCAUUGUGGAUGAAAUAUUGGAAUCUGCUUAUGUUCUCGCUCAAGACCAGUACGGCAAUUAUGUCACCCAGCAUGUUUUGGAGAGGGGGAAAUCUCAUGAAAGAAGCAAAGUUAUCAGCAAGUUGAGUGGGAGAAUUGUACAAAUGAGUCAGCAUAAGUUUGCGUCAAAUGUAGUCGAGAAGUGUUUGGAAUAUGGUGAUGUUGCUGAACGGGAACUCCUGAUUGAGGAGAUUCUUGGACAAUCUGAAGCAAAUGACAGUUUAUUGACAAUGAUGAAGGACCAGUUUGCAAAUUAUGUGGUCCAGAAGAUUCUUGAAAUGAGCAAUGACAAACAACGGGAAACUUUGCUCAACCAAAUCAGGGCUCAUCUUAAUGCCUUGAAAAAAUACACCUACGGAAAACACAUAGUUGCUCGAUUUGAACAGUUAUCUGGUGAAGGUGCGUGGAUUUUCUAUUUCUGUGACUUACUUCCACGAUCCAUCAUGUUGUCUUUUGUGGUGUGGAAGAUUAUCUAGCUUUACAUCAUUUGGAUAGCGUCUCCAUAUUUAUGCUUUUUGAAGCCCAAUACAUGUUAGAGAAAAUGAGGAAUCAAAAAAUGCACCAAUAUAUUUUUGUUCCCUUCUAAAACUAGUAGGGAUACAGACAUACAUAUACAUUUUCAUAAAUAUAUACUUUUGCAAUAAAGUGUUUUUGGCUGGGGUUAGUAGUUGUUUCAUAGUAAAAGCAGACAAUUAUAGCCUAACAAGACUUCUGUAUUUUCUUCAUUGCUUUUCUUUCAUCAGCACGUUAAUGUCGUUAUUAACACCACUGGCACCCCUAUCAUAUCUACAACUCUUGUGACCAUUAACUUUGCAAUAGAACAUGAACAUCAUCUUCACGCCGCCUUCCAUCUCCCUGGUUGAUGGCCUCUCUAGCACCACCUCUUCCCCAGCUACUUCUGGCACUAGCACCAGACUUAUCGGAUUGUAUGCCACUAUCCAUUACCACUGAAGCUCUACCCCACACCAUUAUCACCACUGGGACACCUUAAUCACCAUUACUACCACUAGAGUUGCCAACACGAGUAAUGCCACACACACCUACUUACCAAUUUUUUUUAUCGUUUGAUUUUUUUUAUUUUUUGGUAGGGUUAUGGUUUCUGUAUAUGGAUUUAUUGAACAUGCCGUUAGUUUUAUCUUUGCAUCUGAAAAGAGUCGAUAUUUAACAAGAAAAAACAGAAACUAAUAUGGCAAAUAUCUUGCAUUUUGAAGUUUCUUCAUGAGGCAUGACCAAACAUUGCCGUGUAUUUACUUAAUGCUAUUGUAUGAAGAUGCCAUCUACCUAUACCAUGUGGAACAUAGAUUUUGACGUUUGACAACUAUCCACAUGAUGUGGACCGAAUAUUUUAUUUGAUUAGUUUUUUCUGGUAUCAUUAUAUACUUUUCUUGGAAGCCACUUGGCAGGGUUCAACUUCCCUUCCCUGCCUGCUCUCCAGGGGUAGUGCUUGAUACCCAAUUGGGCCAACACCAAAUGCUUGGUCGAGGAGAUUAUAUGGCUUAAUUGUGGUUAUCUGGAUUUUAAAUUCACUAAUCCUCAAGACUGAGGCCGUUAUAAAAAGUAAACCCAGUUGCUCGGCUGAGCCCAUAAAAUUUAGGGGUUGGGCCAGAUUUUUUGGCUCAUGUGCAGGGCUUGGGCAAAGUAUUUGCCUGAUAUUGUUCCGGGCCUGGCUGGAAGUCGUGUCCCACUUCCAAGAUGGAACAGUACCUUAUGUAUAGCAGAUUAUAUUAUUAUGUCAUUUGAUAUUAUUUUGGUUUCAAAAGUAUAAACAUUUAAAAAUAAAAAAGUUGUCGAUGCAGGGCAUGGGACUAGAGAUCCUGGCCCGAGCCGCCUAUCUGAACCUGGGCU
Ilex paraguariensis (yerba mate) is the source of this 4420-nucleotide messenger RNA. The record is from the annotation of a GenBank genome assembly. Lineage: Eukaryota; Viridiplantae; Streptophyta; Magnoliopsida; Aquifoliales; Aquifoliaceae.